This is a messenger RNA of Puccinia graminis f. sp. tritici CRL 75-36-700-3, 792 nucleotides long. RefSeq lists its product as uncharacterized. The record is from RefSeq and is a predicted model, not a curated record. Lineage: Eukaryota; Fungi; Basidiomycota; Pucciniomycetes; Pucciniales; Pucciniaceae. Bases 1 to 792 code for a protein of 263 amino acids. The transcript is spliced from 6 exons.
AUGGGAAUAGCUUCUCUUGUGACAAUGAUUCAAAAGUGGGAUGAAUCUAAGUUUCAAGGCACCACCAUUACGGCUCCAGUUGACAAUAUCUGUGGUGAUCCGGUGUCGGUCGACGAGUGCAUUGGCCAAGUUGGCGUCCAGUUGAGGGUCAUUUUGACGCGGAUCAGAUUGUCGGCGGUCAAAGGCGGCGCUUCUAAGAGCAUCAAGUCCAAUAAACCAUUGAACAACAACAAUAAUCUGGACAAGCCAGCCACCUUCGCUUCACCCUUCAAGCAACCUGCCCUAGUAGGCCUGAGCUCCUCUCAUCUCGGAAAUGUCCACCCUUGCCCCCGUCCGAUGAAUAUGCUCCUCGUCGCUCAGUCGUCUGCCCAUCAGCCUGAUAUCAUCAACAACACUCAUUCUGCGCUCCAUACACAGAUCUCCUCAAAAAAUCUUCAGGCUGCUGCCGUUGCUGCCUUGACCUCCAAUUUAAUCGCUGCAACCAACCUGUCCUCUCGUGCCACAAUCACCCACUCGCCCAUCUCAUGCAAUCUAUCUUUGGCAUCCGUAAUCGUGCGACAUUCGCUGUGCCUGAUCAACCUCAAUGGAUACACCAAAGAAGCUAAGAAAGAGAUUUUCGCUCCCCAUCCAAAUGGAAUUUGUCAGUAUUUGUUAGCUCUUCCAUGUAUCCUCUCUCGAGGUGCAGAGCGAGAGGGUUGGGGAUUGAACCAGGGUGGUAGGGUUGGAAAAGAGACCACUUGGAGGACUAAGAUGAAACAUACUCAAAUCUUAGCCCUUUGCCUUAAAUCAUAG